AUGACAACUUCUGUGGGUUCCAACACCUACAAGAGGCAGAACUGGGAAGAUGUACAUUUCCCCAUUCUGUGCCAGAUGUGUCUUGGAGAAAACCCAUAUACUAGUAGCCGAAUCACCAAAGAAAAGUACCAGAAGAAAUACAAAAUCUGUGCCAGGCCAUUCAGUGUUUUGCUGGUGCCCCAGAGCCCGCAUGUGUUUCAAGAAGACUAA
Messenger RNA from Pipistrellus nathusii (Nathusius's pipistrelle), 210 nucleotides. NCBI's taxonomy places the organism in Eukaryota, Metazoa, Chordata, Mammalia, Chiroptera, Vespertilionidae. The record is from the annotation of a GenBank genome assembly.